CUUUUUGCAGUUAACCGUAAUGGCAACUCAAAUUAUGCCGGGAAGAGGAGCAUGGUAGUAGUUUAUAAACUUUGUUUAUAUAUAAAUUGUUUAUACGUUUUGUAAUGGCUUCUGAUAACGUUGUACUAAAUUUAAGUGAUAAUACACUCUGGGCACCCUACAAAGGACUUUUUAAUACCAUCUAUAGUGCUAUUGCUCAGAAAGAUCCUGGUGCUUGCCAGGAAAUAGAAGUAGUGUUAAAAAGACACAAGCCAGAUUUCAUAUGCCUUUUAAAAAAUCCUCCUUGCAGCCCUAUCCACAGAGAUGCAAUUAAAAAGGCUUCCACUACUGGAAUUGCUGUUACUGGGCAAGCAGGACUUCAGAUUUUGCCUCAGUCACUUAUUGAUGAAGCACUUAUUAUCAGUGAUAUGUUUGAUUUAAAUGAAUUAACUUCCCUUGAGCUUUUAAUAGCAGGUCAACAGCAGCAACCACGCUUUCCUGGCUUAACUCGGGGAUUGGUGGCUAUGCUGUUGUACUAUGAUGGUAGAAGAAACUUGGUCAAUGCUUUACAACUUCUUGUGCAGGCACGAGAAGGUCGAACUUGGACAUUGGGUAUUACUUCUGAGUUAAUGUCCAUCAUUAUGAAAUAUACUAAUCAACUUAAAGAAGGUGGAAUUAUAAUGAAAGUUAUAGACCUUAUUGAAAAGACUGACAUAACUGACGAAUUGGAAUUGUUACAUCGAAACCGUGCUUUGGGAGGGCCGAGAUACAGAAAGCAAGUUACAGAUUUGAUAACAGAAAUCAAACAAACUCUUGCUGAAAUAAUAUUUGGCUGGGCAUGUCAAGGCUUCUUUACCCGGGAAGAAGUAUUACGCCUUCUUUCGUACCUAUCCAAACAAGCUAGUAUAUCCAGUGAUGGCAGUCUAGAUGAAGCUACUCUGACUACUGCUGUUGCAUUUUUGUACGUUAUAGAUGUCAGCAUUUUGCAAACAUGUGAUGAGAUGGAUUACUAA
Stegodyphus dumicola is the source of this 992-nucleotide messenger RNA. It is a transcript of the gene Nup205, whose product is annotated as nuclear pore complex protein Nup205. Gene Ontology annotation, cellular component: nuclear pore inner ring; nuclear pore. Gene Ontology annotation, molecular function: structural constituent of nuclear pore. Lineage: Eukaryota; Metazoa; Arthropoda; Arachnida; Araneae; Eresidae. The record is from RefSeq and is a predicted model, not a curated record. Gene Ontology annotation, biological process: nuclear pore organization.